GACACUGAUUCUUUAACCAAGUCCCAAGUUAAAGAAAUGACUUCAGAUGAAUUGGUUACCUUGGUUAUGGAUUGUUUAAAAAAGCUUAGAGAAAGAUGCGAUUUACGGAGUAUGAACACACAGAAGRAGGAUUUGGAAAAAGCUCAUAAACAAAUUGAGCAUAUUGAUUCAAUCGCCAAAGAGCUAAACUCAUUUCGCAAGCAAAACAAAAACCUGGAGUCUCAGCAAAUCCCAAAGCUAAAACACGAGGUAAAACACUACAGAGAUAAAGUCAAAGAGCUUGAAACCUCUUUAGAAAUCCUCGAGACGGUCUCAAAACUGCAAGCUGAGAAGGCUGAGAAAGAAAAAAGGCAAAUGAUGUCUGAAAUCACUGCAUACAAAGUSAAGGUUAAAAAGCAUCAAAGUGAAAUGAAGAAACUUGAAUCUGAGAUGUCCCGAAAGAUCGACGACAUCAUCAUGAAGAAUGAGAUUAUGAGAGAAAAAGACAAGCGCAGCUUUCUUGAGGGGAAGGUAGAAGUUCUGGAAAAGCAGUUGAAAGAGGCAGAGGAGAAAAAUGAAAUUCUUAAGCUUUCAAAAACUCCUAUGGAGGGAGCCAUAGAUAAAACCGAGCAAAAGUUUAAAGCAAGGAUAGAUUUAACUGAAGAAAACAUGUUAGCUGAGGAAAAACAGCUAAACAAGAUAAUAGUGCGACAUCUGAUGAGACAAGAACGGCAGGUGAGUGAACUCGUGGAGCAGCAGAGAGAGGCACAGAGAGAGGCUGUGGCUGUGAGAGAAAGUUUGGACCAAACAAAAGCUGAGUGCAGAGACCUGAAAAAAGAAAACGAGUCCUUAAAUUCUCAGAUUAAGGUUCUAAACAAAACCAGGAAGAGGCAAGAAAAUCACAUGAAAGUCACUGACCAAGUGCUUAAGGUGACAGAAUUGUACAUAGGUGAGAAAAUGAAACACGAGAAUUUGAAGGACUCCACAGAGAGCAACGAGUCUUUGGAAGGACCAACAGAAGACAGCAAG
Messenger RNA from Poecilia reticulata (guppy), 1008 nucleotides. Lineage: Eukaryota; Metazoa; Chordata; Actinopteri; Cyprinodontiformes; Poeciliidae. The record is from RefSeq and is a predicted model, not a curated record.